Fraxinus pennsylvanica is the source of this 1509-nucleotide messenger RNA. NCBI's taxonomy places the organism in Eukaryota, Viridiplantae, Streptophyta, Magnoliopsida, Lamiales, Oleaceae. The record is from the annotation of a GenBank genome assembly.
AUGGCUAGUUUAUACAACAAAACCAUGGUUCUGUGCCUUUGGUUAGCGAUCAAUUUUCUGGCAACAUUUUCUUCAGAGCUUCCUCGAUUUGAACACCCGAUUAGAGGCGAUCAGAGGCUCAAAUUCUUGGUUGUUGGAGAUUGGGGAAGAAACGGAGCCUUUAAUCAAUCAGAAGUUGCUUUUCAGAUGGGAAGAAUUGGAGAGGAAUUAGAUAUAGAUUUUGUGGUGUCAACUGGUGAUAAUUUUUAUGAUAAUGGAUUGAAGGAGGAGCAUGAUCCAGCAUUUUUAGAUUCAUUUACUAAUAUUUAUACAGCAAAGAGCCUGCAAAAACAGUGGUACAGUGUUUUAGGGAACCAUGAUUAUAGAGGUGAUGUAUUGGCACAAUUGAGCCCAGCCCUUAGGAAAGUAGACAAUAGAUGGCUUUGCUUAAGGUCUUUUGUACUCGAUGCAGAAAUUGCUGAAUUGUUCUUUGUGGAUACGAGUCCUUUUGUGAAGGAUUAUUUUACAAUUCCAAAUGAACACACUUAUGAUUGGCGUGGUGUGACACCAGUGAAGACCUAUACUGAAAAUGUAUUAAAAGAACUCGAAUCAGCAUUGAGGGAAUCGACUGCAAAAUGGAAAAUUGUAGUGGGGCAUCAUGCCAUUAGAAGUGUUGGUCAUCAUGGGGACACUGAAGAGCUUGUAGAACGGCUGCUUCCAAUUCUCCGGGCCAACAAUGUUGAUCUCUACGUGAAUGGACAUGACCAUUGUCUUGAACAAAUCAGCGAUAACCAAAGCCCAAUCCAAUAUUUGACAAGUGGAGCAGGCUCAAAGGCGUGGAGGGGAGAUCUUAAAGGACAAAAUAGAAAAGGCCUCGAGUUUUUCUAUGAUGGACAAGGUUUUAUGUCUGUUCAAAUGACACCAAGUGAUGUUGAGAUUGUGUUUUAUGAUGUUUUUGGCAAAGUUCUGCACAAAUGGACUAUGUCCAAGCAACUUCAUAACCUUCAUCCGAUUAUAGGAGAUGAUAAUGAGACCCGACAGCCAUCCUCCGUCUCGAGGAUUUCAGAGGUAACCAACAAACGAUUGCCAGCCGCUGCACCACCUACUGUCGUGCUACACCGAAGUCCUGGACCUGCAGCUGCCUUCUCAGAUUUCCCAAUUUGUUUUUGGUUUCAUGUUCAAGUUCGACGGCCACAAGCAAUGACUCCUUCCUCCACCGUAUUUUUUUCAGGCGAGAAGAUUGGAUCUUCAAUUGCAACAAGCCAUAGCCACAAUCUCAAUUUUUCCGGUAACAAAAAUUCGAUUUCCAACCCCUUCUCCACCUUCAGCCUUGCUGCAAAGGACUACGGGGACCUGCCACUUUCACAUUUCAUACAAAGGCGACAAAAUUGCAUCUUCAGUUGUUUUCCAGAACCAUGUUCCCAUUCAAUUUGCAGGUCAUUCAUUGAAUCUACUGUGCAUGAUUUGAAAGAUUCAAUGCAUUCUUUUGGCACAAUGCGCACCAAACGUGGGCUUAUUAUUGAAUUCUAA